This is a messenger RNA of Mixia osmundae IAM 14324, 2690 nucleotides long. RefSeq lists its product as uncharacterized. The transcript has 3 exons. The record is from RefSeq and is a predicted model, not a curated record. Lineage: Eukaryota; Fungi; Basidiomycota; Mixiomycetes; Mixiales; Mixiaceae. Bases 57 to 2690 code for a protein of 877 amino acids.
GUACAUAUCGACGGCGCCCGACUGAUCGUUCGCCACCCAUUGAUUACUCGUGAUCAAUGUCUGCGAUCAACCAGAUCUCGCCAUCGGCGAGCCCGGCAAGCUCUGCAGAGAGCCUCCUAGCUCCUGGCGAGAUACCGCUGCUCAAUCCGCAUCCACAACAGCCAGCGCUAUCGCUCGAUUGUCCCGACGAGGCGCUCGAACUCGCUGUCGCGCCUGGCAACCCCGCCAGCCAACAAUCGCAGUCGACCGCAUCUGCAAGUGAUCUACCACAGCCAUCAGCAUCGCAAACUAGAGAGCGCACGUCUGCCUUGAGUCACGACAGCUUGCCAGUAUCGAGUGCAUUGCCCAUCGGCACCUUGCCAGCUCAAUCUGCCAUUGCUACUCACCAUCCAGUGCAUUUUCACACUGCCGCGCAAGCUCCAGGGCGUCCCUCUGCUCGCAGGCGAUCGUCAGAUCCGCUUCAGUCGCCGCCGGUUGCGAGCAGCUCGGCAGCUACUGUCGAAGCCUUCCAGAACGCCAGCAACGCUCGCGAUCUAGACCCAGACUUUCACUGGCUUUCCGAGGACGAAGGCAGUCGUACUCUGGGUCUUGAUCGCAGAAUCAGGCGACCUGCCCCACCGCGCUCGCCCACAUCUGGCGAUGGAGAUACAUCUUCAGACGACAAGACUCCGCAGGAGGGCUCCGAGAGCAAGACCUCCCGCCUGGGCCGUCAUGCGAUUCACCAUAGACCGUCUGGUAUCCAGUACAGGAGUCAGCUAGAAGCGGACGUGCAAGAGAGAUCUGCAUCCCCGCGAGCAAGCUCACGGAUUCUGCCGACCAAGCAGCUCGUACCCCUCUUGCUACGUCUCCUCACAUGCCCGGUCUGCAUGCGUUCGCUCAGAGAUGCGACGACGCUCAGCUGUGGGCAUACGGUCUGCUUCUCUUGCAUCGCAACGCCGACCAUGCACAAAGAUGCAGAGCCGGGCGAGCACAGAAUGCGUCGCACCGUCUCUCAUCAGGACACCCCGACUCGAUCGGAUUCGCCUCCGGACUCAGCCGAGCUGGGACGAUCACGAUCGGGCUCAUCGACUCGCAUCGGAUCAUGGCUUGGACUGGGCCCACGCAGCAAUUCGCAAUCUAGUACUCCAGGGAGCCAUCCGUUCGUCGAUAGCCCGUCUGGCCAGCCACGCAGACCGCCUGUGCUAGAGCCCAUCGCGCCUCGUCGAGGUCAAGAAGAAGUUGACUUUACCACGCCGGCUGCGAAAUCGCUAUGUCCGUACGAAGAUUGUCGGAAGAAAGCCUUGAAGAGCGAGACUGUAGAUAUGCCACGUAUCGAUGUCGUUCUCCAGAAGAUCAUCUCCAUCAUUCGACGAGCAGCGCCUUUGAUUUACGCUCAGGCACGGCACGAGAUGGACGCCGAUCUUUCGAGCAUCUCAGCUGGCGAAGAAGGUGGUGAUACUGUACAGCUCCCGUCAGGUCAGAUCGCGAGCCGGACUAGCGCAGAAGCUGGCGCUAGCUUGUCACGACAGCCGAGUGCAUCUGGCACGAUUCCGACACUGGCAUCCGAAUCGAGCUGUAGCAGCGCAGAACUGGCCUCUCCGUUGGGUGAGGAAGCAAAGAGGACGCAUAAGUCGCAGCAUAAAUCGCAAAAGAAGCGAAGGAACGCCGAACUGUCGGCCGUUGGACUGGAGCAAGAGCUCGAGGCUCUGCCGGAAACGCUAGGCGAAGAGAUUGCUUCGGAGCUAGAGUGUCAAGUCUGCUUCAACACCUACUAUGAGCCCAUCACGACGCAUUGCGGUCAUACGUUCUGUCGAGCUUGCUUGAUGCGAUCGCUCGAUCAUUCUGACAAGUGUCCCCUGUGCCGAUCCGAUUUCGUCGGUUUUGCGCAUUACAAGGAUCAUCCGAGCAAUGGUGCCAUUGAUGUCGUGCUGGAAAAGGUAUACACACAGCUGCACGCCACGCGAAUCUCCGACAUACAGCGAGAACAAGCGGAGGCUGCACAAGACGUACCGAUCUUUGUCUGCUCGCUCGCCUUUCCCAAUAUGCCGACCUUCUUGCACGUCUUUGAGCCUCGUUAUAGGCUCAUGAUGCGACGUGCCAUGGACGGCAACAAGCUUUUUGGCAUGGUCUUGCCAAGUCGUCAGCCCGGCGGGCUGUACGAGUACGGCACGAUGCUCGAGAUCAAGUCACUUCAGCUUCUGCAAGAUGGCAGAUCGAUGAUUGAGACAGUGGGAAUGUACAGAUUCAAGGUCUUGUCGAGAGGCACCCUGGACGGAUACACGAUCGGUAAAGUCGAACGUAUUGACGAUAUCACGGAAGAGCAAGAACGUGCACUGGAAGAGGCUGCGCUUGCACGCAGCAUCUCUGGCGCAUCAGCGCUAGCUUCGGAGAGCAAUAAUGUGCAUAUUCCUGCUCAACCGAAGGAGCAGACGACGGCCGAGCUAAUCGAAGUCUGUCGCGAUUUCAUCGAGGUCUUGCGCUCUGGAUCUGCUCCUUGGCUACUUCAGCGGCUGAAUAACACUUUCGGACCGAUGCCAGAGUCACCGGCUGACUUUUCAUUCUGGAUGGCGGCUGUCAUCCCGAUUGAUCAGUACGAAAAGGCGAAGCUUUUGCAAAUCACGAGUGCUCGUUUGCGUCUACGUUUGCUGGUCUUUUGGAUCAAUCAGAUGCGUACAUCUUGGUGGUGGAAUCGCGGAUGCACCGUCAUGUAA